CAGCUUAUUCUCCGUUUACCGAAACAUGUCCUGGCUGUUCGGCCUGAAUAAGGGGCAGCCCGAGGCUCCCCCGGAAUUCCCGGUUCCACCGCCACCCCCUCCACCGGCUGGCGGCUCCGGAGGUGGCGGAGAUAAACCCAAGGACAAAUGGAGCAACUUCGACCCAACCGGGCUGGAGCGAGCGGCCCAAGCGGCGAAGGAGCUCGACAAGUCUCGUCAUGCCAAAGAGGCCCUGGAUCUGGCUCGCAUGCAGGAGCAAUCUGUUCAGAUGGAACACCAGACCAAAAUCAAGGAGUACGAGGCAGCAGUGGAGCAGCUGAAGGGGAUCAGCUGCGUAUUCAAGGGGAGGAGAGGAGGAAAACUGUCGGAGAGGAGACCAAGCAGCAUCAAUCGAGAGCACAGUUCCAAGACAGACUUGCCAGACAGAGGUAUGAGGAUCAACUCAAGCAACAGCAAGCCCUGAAUGAGGACAACCUUCGGAAACAGGAGGACUCUGUGCUUAAACAGGAAGCCAUGAGGAAAGCAACAAUUGAGCACGAGAUGCAGCUGAGGCACAAGAAUGAGCUGCUACGCGUAGAGGCGGAGUCUAAAGCGCGGGCACGUGUUGAGCGGGAAAAUGCAGACAUCAUCCGUGAGCAGAUCCGCCUGAAGGCAGCAGAGCACAGACAGACUGUACUAGAGACUAUACGGACUGCAGGUGCUGUGUUUGGGGAAGGAUUCCGGGCUUUUGUGUCGGACUGGGAUAAAGUUACAGCUACGGUGAAACCUACCUUCCACUCUACAUACUUGUUUAUGCUCAUCCUUAUGCAAACUGCUAAUGACUCAUAAAUAUACUGAACAAAAAUAUAAAUGCAACAUGCAACCAUUUCAUAGAUUUUUGUGAAUUACAGUUUUAUAUGAGGAAAUCAGUCAAUAUAAAUAAAUAAAUUAGGCCCUAAUUUAUGAAUUUCACGUGACUGGGAAUACAGACAUGCAUCUGUUGGUCACAAAUACCCUAAAAAUCAAUGGGCCUCACAAUGGGCCUCAGGAUCUCGUCACAGUAUUUUUGUGCAUUCAAAUUGCCAUCGAUAAAAUGAAAUUGUGUUUGUUGUCUGUAGCCCAUACCAUAACCCACAGCCACCAUGGGGCACUCUGUUCACAACGUUGACAUCAGUAAACCGCUCACCCAUAUGAUGUCAUACAUGUGGUCUGCGGUGGUGAGGCCGGUUGGACGUACUUUUAUGGUCCCCCAGCACAAGGUGCACCUGUGUAAUGAUCGUGCUGUUUAAUCAGCUUCUUCAUAUGCCACACCUGUCAAGUGGAUGGAUUAUCUUGGCAAAGGAGAAAUGCUCACUAACUAAUUGUUGAGUGUAUGAUAUGUUAAAUGUUUAUAUCUGAUUUGAGUUGUCCUUGGAGUGUCUCUAAAUAUAGUGUAAUUUCCCCCCCACACCACCAGGUGGCAGGACUGACUCUGCUGGCUGUAGGUGUGUAUUCUGCCCGGAACGCCACAGCUGUGGCGGGGCGCUACAUUGAGGCCCGACUCGGGAAGCCCUCAUUGGUCAGAGAGACUUCUCGCAUCACUGUGGCGGAGGCAAUCAAGCACCCGAUCAAGAUGUCAAAGCGCCUGACGAGUAAACCUCAGGAUGCCCUGGAGGGAGUAGUGCUCAGUCCUAACCUAGAAGAACGUGUACGUGAUAUUGCCAUAGCAACUAGGAACACGCGUCAGAACAAGGGGCUCUACAGGAACAUCCUCAUGUAUGGCCCACCGGGUACUGGCAAGACCCUCUUCGCCAAGAAGCUGGCAGUGCACUCUGGGAUGGACUAUGCCAUCAUGACUGGUGGAGAUGUGGCGCCCAUGGGCCGUGAGGGCGUCACCGCCAUGCACAAAGUCUUUGACUGGGCCAACACCAGUCGCCGCGGCCUGCUGCUGUUUGUUGAUGAAGCCGAUGCAUUCCUUCGCAAGAGGUCUACUGAAAAGAUCAGUGAAGAGCUCAGAGCCACUUUGAACGCAUUCCUGUAUCGCACUGGAGAGCAGAGCAACAAGUUCAUGAUGGUGCUGGCCAGUAACCAGCCGGAGCAGUUUGACUGGGCCAUCAACGACCGCAUUGACGAGAUAGUCAACUUCGCCCUGCCGGGUCCUGAUGAGAGGGAGAGGCUGGUGCGUCUGUACUUUGACAGAUAUGUGCUGGAGCCUGCCACAGGGGGGAGACAGAGAAUGAAGCUGGCUCAGUUUGACUAUGGAAAGAAGUGCUCGGACAUCGCUAAGCGGGCAGAGGGCAUGUCAGGCAGAGAGAUCUCCAAACUGGGCGUGGCCUGGCAGGCGGCAGCCUACUCCUCAGAGGAUGGCGUCCUAACGGAGGCCAUGAUUGAUGCUCGGGUGGACGAUGCCAUGCGGCAGCACCUCCAGAAGAUGGACUGGCUGCAUGGGCACACUAAGGAGGCUGGGGCCAAGAGCACCGCCUCUCCCAGCGCUGGACCAGCAGACAGCAGCAAGAUGGGCUUCACUCUGCCUCCAGGGGAGCCGCCACAGGCCCAGGAUGUGCUCACUCCAGCUCUGGAGAUGGACAACAAACCAGAGGCCCAUGUCAUUCAGGAGGAGCUGAAACUAGAGGUGCCAGCCCCACCUUCACCAGACGGUGCCGAACUGCCUGUGGAGGAGGGGACUGUCCCGGCUAAGGGGGAGGGUGUCAAAGCAGAAACGGUGGUAACACCUCAGGGGGAGGUGGCAGAGGGUGUAUCCCAGACUGAUGCAGCCCCAAGCAGUGAGGGUGGGACAGGGAAGGAGGGGAAGACCAAAACUCCUCCCAAGGAUGGGACUCCAGUUUAACAUUAGGGGCCAAAGGAAGGACAGGACAGGGGCUGCUGCCUGGGAUUAAUGGGAUUACAGGGGGGCGCCUCCUGUUCCUGCUCACUGUCUGUAGUCUUGGUCUGUGUACAUCUGUCUGACUGAAGAGUUGGUGGGCAGCGGGAGGAGGGAUGGAGGCACUAACAUUUUAUGAAGCAAUCCUGGAGAAGCAGGAGAGCUGUAAUAUAAUUUGUGUAAAAUGUAAGAAAAAAAGUGUACUUUACAUGGAAACCCUAUGUCUGUAAUAGUAUUAAUGUUGAUGUGCACUGUAAGAGAUAAUACUCUAUUUAAAUGACGGUGUGGAUGGAGAUUACUUUGUUUUUAUGAAUAGUAAAAUAAUCCAAGUUUCUUA
Messenger RNA from Salmo salar (Atlantic salmon), 3176 nucleotides. It is a transcript of the gene atad3, whose product is annotated as ATPase family AAA domain containing 3. The record is from RefSeq and is marked provisional. NCBI's taxonomy places the organism in Eukaryota, Metazoa, Chordata, Actinopteri, Salmoniformes, Salmonidae. Gene Ontology annotation, cellular component: mitochondrion. Gene Ontology annotation, molecular function: ATP binding; zinc ion binding; ATP hydrolysis activity. Gene Ontology annotation, biological process: mitochondrion organization.